AUGCCCAAAUCGGCCGGUCAAGAGCUUAUCCCUUUCCUAGCGGAUUUCAAUCCGCAGGUGCGGCAGCUAGCUAUGUCGCACGUCGUUUCAUUCAGUGCGAAGGGCAGUGCAGAGCGACACCUUUUCACAGACACACUGCUGGACGAUGAUGGCAAGCCACUCCAGCGCCCCGAUGGCGAGCCACUGGACGUCAUCGACCAAAUCAAGCGUCUUUGCCGUGACCAGCCUGUAUGUAUUCAUCUUACGGUGCACGAUGCGUUCAGUGCGCUGAUCAACCUGUGCGACAAUGCGGCGAUGGCGCAGCGUAUUGGCGACGCCGAGUUCCUGGCAUUCUUGGUAUCGUACAUUGGUGAUUCUGUCUCCUUGUUGGCUGAUCUGGCGUGCAUGCUCCUUUCGAACCUGACGAAAUUUGACGCCAUCAGUGCUCGUCUGUUGGAAUUGGAGGUGGAAGACCGUCCGUUUUACUCGUUCUUAUCGCCCUUGGAUCUGCAAAUGUCUCUCAACGGUAUGGAUGCAGACCCAUCGGAACCCGACUAUGAAGAGAAGAAGAAAAAGGCCGAAGAAGCAACCAAGCGUAUCGCUGACUCUAUGCAUGCCGACGCGAAAGCCAAAUUGCCAGCGUUGGUCAAAUUGCUGCGUGCCUUUGAAGAGGGUGCGACAGUGGAAUCGAGCUCAGCGAGUGGUGCAAAUAUGCGCAACCGCAUUGAAGCCUCGAAGAAAGACACUGCGUCUGAUCAGCCUGUGCAAAUUGGCGCUGAUGGCCGUCCUCAAGUGAAGCGACGGGCCAACUGCAACUUCCUAGCGAGUGUGUUUGCGAAUGUCACUGUUCUGGCAAAGGGCCGUGAGUUUUUUGUGACGUCCAUGGAGGGGGCCGACGCUCAUGUCGCCGAUGCUUACCCCAUUGGCCGAAUUAUGGUAUACACGGAGCAUGCGGAUCUCAUUCGACGUGGCGGUGUGAUUAGUGCGCUGAAGAACAUUCUCUUCCUCAAGACAUCGCACAAGCUGUUACUGGCGCCGCCGCCUUCAGAGCCGCAUGAGGACCGUCCAGCGCUGGAUAUUUUACCGUACAUCCUCAUGCCACUCAUUGACGGCAAAGAGCUGGCGAAAGUCGACUUGGAAGACCAAGAAUCGCUGCCAGAGGCGUGUCAGUUAGUGGACGAAGACAAGCCACGGGAGAAAGACAGCGCCUUGCGUCUCAUGUUGAUCGAGUCUCUGUUGCUUUUGUGUACGUCGCACUAUGGUCGUGAAUGUCUGCGGAAGCGUGGCGCGUACAUUGUCGUGCGUGAAGCACACUUGGCCGAGCCGAAAGAACAAAUUACUGAAGCGAUUGUUCGUCUCGUUAACUUGCUACAGCGUGAAGAGUCAGAGUCGUCCAAGAACGAUACAGAGCCGAUGGAUGUGCAAGUGCCUGACGCUGACGAGCAAGGCGACGAAGCGGACGACGACCUGGUCGUAGAAGAAUUGUAG
This is a messenger RNA of Malassezia pachydermatis, 1467 nucleotides long. RefSeq lists its product as hypothetical. The record is from RefSeq and is a predicted model, not a curated record. Lineage: Eukaryota; Fungi; Basidiomycota; Malasseziomycetes; Malasseziales; Malasseziaceae. Bases 1 to 1467 code for a protein of 488 amino acids. The transcript has 2 exons.